Hibiscus syriacus is the source of this 1029-nucleotide messenger RNA. RefSeq names its product chlorophyll a-b binding protein 7, chloroplastic. Gene Ontology annotation, cellular component: membrane. The coding region runs from base 66 to 878 and encodes 270 amino acids. The transcript has 5 exons. Lineage: Eukaryota; Viridiplantae; Streptophyta; Magnoliopsida; Malvales; Malvaceae. The record is from RefSeq and is a predicted model, not a curated record. Gene Ontology annotation, biological process: photosynthesis, light harvesting in photosystem I; response to light stimulus.
AUUAAUAUAUCUCAAACACAAACUCAUUCAAGGCACGAAAAUCUGAUCCCUCCCCACCAAAAAAAAUGGCCUCAGUUUGUGCUUCCUCGGCUAUUGCAGUUGUUGCCAUUUCAUCCGCCAGUUCCCAGAAGAAUGGAUCAGUUGUGGGAACAACAAAGGCAUCAUUCCUCACAGGGAAGAAGCUUAGAUCAGUGAGAAAGUACACAAAACGCGCCGCUGCAUCAACGGUUCCGGUGUGCGCUGCCGCUGAACCCGACAGACCCCUUUGGUUUCCCGGCAGCGUUCCUCCUCCAUGGCUCGAUGGCAGUCUUCCUGGUGACUUUGGUUUCGAUCCUCUGGGACUCGGAUCUGAUCCCGAGACAUUGAGAUGGAACGUGCAAGCGGAGCUCGUGCAUUGCAGGUGGGCAAUGUUGGGAGCUGCGGGCAUUUUCAUCCCGGAGUUCUUAACAAAGAUCGGGAUCCUAAACACUCCUUCAUGGUACUCGGCCGGGACCGAGGAAUACUUCACCGACACCACAACUCUCUUCAUCGUCGAGCUUAUUUUCAUUGGCUGGGCCGAAGGGAGAAGAUGGGCUGACAUUCUCAAACCGGGGUGCGUAAACACCGACCCCAUCUUCCCUAACAACAAGCUCACCGGGACAGAUGUCGGUUACCCCGGUGGCUUGUGGUUCGACCCUCUCGGAUGGGGAAGUGGUUCGCCCGAGAAGAUCAAGGAGUUGAGGACCAAAGAGAUCAAGAAUGGUAGAUUGGCCAUGUUGGCCGUGAUGGGUGCGUGGUUCCAACAUAUCUACACCGGCACCGGUCCCAUCGACAACUUAUUUGCUCACCUUGCGGAUCCUGGUCAUGCCACCAUUUUUGCUGCUUUCACCCCCAAGUGAAACGCUACGAGGAAGAACCCUAAUAGCCAUUAAAAUGUUGGAUGGUCAUACACCUGUUUUCUAGUUUGUAAGGAGAUGGAAAGAUGUGUAUGGUAGAUAAUUGUAAUGCCUAUGUUCAUUGAUGUACAAAUACCUUUAUUAAACUAGAUGU